This is a messenger RNA of Mus pahari (shrew mouse), 1408 nucleotides long. Its product is annotated as WD repeat-containing protein 89-like. The coding region runs from base 286 to 747 and encodes 153 amino acids. The transcript has a single exon. Gene Ontology annotation, molecular function: protein binding. NCBI's taxonomy places the organism in Eukaryota, Metazoa, Chordata, Mammalia, Rodentia, Muridae. The record is from RefSeq and is a predicted model, not a curated record.
GAUGAUGCAUUGUUGGUAUUUUGGGAUGCAAGGUUCACAUCUCAGGAUCUGUCUACGAGAGACCCACUUGGUGCCUAUUCAGAGACACACAGUGAUGAUAUCACUCAAGUGCGUUUCCAUCCCGGCAAUCCCAACUUGGUUGUCUCAGGAUCAACUGAUGGUCUGGUAAACGUGUUUGAUCUCAGUGCUGAUAACGAAGAGGAUGCAUUGGUUGCCACCUGUAACUCCAUUUCAUCAGUGAGCUGUAUUGGUUGGUGUGGAAAAGAUUAUAAGCAAAUUUACUGCAUGACACACGAUGAAGGGUUUUGUUGGUGGGAUCUUAAUCAUCUGGAUACAGAUGAACCAAUUACGUGUUUGAACAUCCAGGAUGUGAGAGAAAAAACUGAUGUGAAAGAAGGGCAUUUGGACUAUCUGAUUGGUGGCCUGUAUCAUGAGAAGAUGGACAGACUGUUUGUUAUUGGAGGAGCCAACACNGGGAAGAUUCACUUACUGCGCUGCACCUCUGCAGGACUGACCCAUGUGACCAGCCUUCAUGGGGGCCAUGCAGCCACUGUCCGUUCUUUCUGUUGGAACCUGUCUGAGGAUUCUUUGCUGACCGGAGGAGAAGAUGCACAGCUAUUGCUGUGGAAACCUGGAGCUAUGGAGAAGACUUCCACAAAGAAAGACAGCUUGAAAAUUGCAUCCUCUGUGCUGCAGCGAGUUCGAGUCCACAGCAGCGAUUCUUACAAGAAAAGGAAACAGCAGUGACGUCAUACUGGGAAUCUGAAAAGCUCUUCUGGUUUUAAAUCAUCUUUUGCUACCUAGGGCACAUCUUUUUAAAGCUCAUCUGUAAAAGCGGGCAGUUAGCACACAGCACCCACCCUGCCCCUGACAAAUUUUGAGAAUGGUUUAAUUCAGCUUCAGACAUACUCUACAAUAUUUUUAAAGCCUCCAGUUGAGUAUAAAAAUCAGUGACUUGACAGGGGAAUUACAAGCCGCCUUUUGAAACCCAUCUGCGGAGUUAGUAAGUGUUAGGACUGAAGAAGCAGCACUGGGGAGGGAUCUUCAGGAGACAGCUGGAGAGGCAAGGAGCAGGUGCCUGGGCUAUAGGCUUUAAACUCGGCUCCUUACCUUUGAAAUGACACACUUGGUCAUACAGCAUCAGACUGUUGUUUGAAGAGCGUUAGCCUCCUCGCUAUGCUCACCUUGGGUCACUGAAAUCAAAACGUUCUAGUGAGUCUGAGCAGAAGUUUACUUUUUUAGGGAUGAAGUAUAAUAUUUUCCUAAAAUGAGAAAAAUAUAUUUGAUAAUUACUUGUAUCUNUACUUUAUUUUUUAAAUUAAUCAGGAGCAUCUGUACUUUAGUACACUAUAUUUACAUUUGGUUACCAGCCAGCACCUAGGUACUUUGCUGAUGAAAAAAGAAAUUA